UCCGUAGUACAAUCAUUUCAGUGUCUACGGCCCUUUGAUGCUUGCGGGGUAUCAGAAUUUCUUUGAUAAAAUUAUACGGAGAUUUAUAUUGAUGGGCGAAUUCGGCGCUACAAUGACGUAUAUUGCCGCAAUGUGUAAAUUCCUCGGCGGUAAAAUUCGCGUCUCAACAAGCAAAAUAUUCGAGAUUCACAUGUGAAAUAUCGGGGUUGGAUACGAUUUUGUGUUUGUUUUCGGUGUUUCGGUGGUAACGAUGGCCAGCUCUCCGACGAGUAUAGAGACACAAAUAGACAGCUUCUUGGAACAGUUCAAAAGGAGUGCCUCGAAGGCCAUGGAGGAGAGGAUGGAGUGGCCAGACGGCCCAUCUCCAGGCUCCAUGGUGAAAUCGCGUAGCAGCUGCUUCACGCUGGAUUCUUCUUCGGGUGAAGCGGAAUGCGAUGGCUGCGGCAGCGACAGCGAGGAUGGGCGCAGCGUGGGCGAGCUGCUUCUGCCGCAGUACGUGCUGGCCACGGGCGGGCUGGCGCGCGACCACCGCCCACUGGUCACCUUCCCCGACCACAACAACUUCCACAUGCUCUCCGCCGCCGAGUACCGCCGCUUGCUGCUCUACCUCACCUCGGUGCCCUCGUUGUUAGAAGCAGAAAUGGGGUUUCACAUAAUAAUCGAUAGGAGAAAAGACAGGUGGAAUUCCGUUAAAACGGUGUUACUGCGAAUAUCGGAAUUCUUUCCGGGCAUGAUACACGCGGUGUACGUCCUCAGACCGGCGAGUUUCCUCCAAAAAGCGCUGUCUGAAGUUAGCAGCAAGCUGUUCAAGGAGGAGUUCCGCUUCAGAGUGCUGGUCUGCUCCAGUGUGGAGGAGUUGUACGAACACUUCGACCGCUCGCAGCUCACACCAGACUUGGGCGGCGAAUUGCAGUACUCACAUUCGGAGUGGAUACAACAGCGAAUUGCUCUGGAGAAGUUCUCAACGCUGAUGAAGGAGAUAUCGAGCAAGCUGGACGACUUCAUGCGAGAGAUAGUGGACUGCGAUAUGGGGAACGAUCCCACACAAACCAAAGAAUUAUUAGAAUCACAAGAAUCUAGAUAUAAAGCUUUAAAAAGCGAGCUAUCGUCAGCGACGAGUCAGGGGGAAGAGUUGCUGUCGCAAGUGCGCAAACCAAAUCUUACUUAUAAUAUUAUUAGUCAUGUUGCUGCUGUUGAAAGGUUACUUGUACAACUAGAUGAGACUGAGAAACAAUUCGACAACUUUUGGCAGAAACAUUCCAUGAAAUUAAAUCAUUGGUUAAAAUUUAGGACAUUUUUAUUAAACUUUAAACAAAUGCAGGCUACUUUAGAUGGUCAUUUAAAGACAGCGUGUGAUAUGACUGAAGUUGGCGAAACGGCAAACAGGGUUGAAAGUCUUAUUGAAGAAGCUAAUGACUUUGAAAAACUGUGCAACUGUGAUCUCAAUUUAGCCUCGACAGUCAUAGACGAAGGCGAAGUAUUAAUGAAGGAUCCCUUGAGCUCUGUGGACCACAUAGAAUCAAAAUGCGAGGAAUUAAGACGAACGAGUUCAUUACUUAUAGAUAAAAUACAAAAACGAAAUAUGCUACUUACCAAAGCUAGAGAAUUAAUGGAUAGAAUAGAUAAGGCGAACGAGUGGUGCGCGACGGGUGUGGAGAUCCUAGCGGGGGAGGGGGGGCUGAUAGCCGUGGACAAGCUGCUGGAGGACGCCAAGAGCUUCGGGCUCACGGCGCCCGAGCAGUUCCGCGACAUGCUCAUGCAGUCCGCCACGCAGGAGACCAGGGCGCUGGUCACGCAGGUCUGCCAACGAGUGGAAGACGUCUGGCUGAUGGUGUCAGUGAAGCGAGCAUCGCUCGUGCGCGCGGCGGCCAAACCAGCGCGACCGGUGCAGUCGGUGCCUCCUCACAGCGCAGCCUUACCUGUCACUAACAACAACCAGAUGGAGACGUCAGGAGGGUCAGAGAGUUCGGGCGGCGAGGACGCAGAGGCGCGGCGGUCGCGGCGCGGGCACGUGCUCGCCGAGCUGCUGCAGACUGAGAGGGUGUAUGUGCAGGAACUUGGCUCUAUACUUACGGGUUACAAAGAAGAAAUAGAGAAGCCGGAAAACCAACACAUUCUGCCGGCUGCUCUAGUGGGACAAGCUGACGUACUAUUCGGUAACCUACACGAACUUUUCACAUUCCACCAAGAUGUGUUCCUGAAAGACUUGGAACGAUCGAUAUCCGCCACCGAACUCGUCGCGUUGUGUUUUGUUGAAAAAAGGGAGACAUUUUUCCGCCUAUACAGCUACUACUGUCAGAACAUCCCGCGGUCCGAGCGUCUUCGAGAGACGUUAGUAGACACGCAUCUCUUUCUGCAAGCCUGUCAACAACGCCUCGGCCACAAACUACCGCUCGCUGCUUACCUUCUGAAACCAGUGCAGAGGAUUACCAAAUAUCAACUAUUGCUUAAGGAUUUGCUCCGCUACAGCGAGUGCGGUUCCAUGAGCUCUGGUCUGCAGCAGGCACUGGACUGUAUGCUCGUGGUGCUCAAGUGUGUCAACGACUCCAUGCACCAGAUCGCUAUUACAGGCGUCCCUGUGGAUCUCAAUCAGCAAGGUGAACUGCUGCUACAGAGUUCAUUCAUGGUGGUGUCAGAGAACAAACGAGACCUGAGGCUCAGGAUACGGCCGCGACGACGGCAUAUAUUCCUCUACGAGAAAGCCAUGUUGUUUUGCAAGUCAGCCACCAAAAACAGUCACAACAAAGCCACUUACCACUUCAAACAUGAUCUCCAAAUGUCACAAAUCGGUCUCACAGAGUCAGUGAAGGGCGACCCCCGCAAGUUCGAGGUGUGGCGGCAGGGCAGGUCGGAGGUGCACACCAUCACCGCGCCCACGGUGGAGGUGAAGCGCGCGUGGGUGGAGCGCAUCAAGCGCGUGUUGCUCGACCAGCUCAACGAGCUCAAGGGGGAGCGAGUGAGGCAAUACGGCGCACAACACCACAGAACACUAAUACAAGCGAGCUCAUGGGACUUGGGUCCGGGCGGGGGUCCCACCGCGCGGGGCGUAACUGCGGCAGCGGGCGCGCGCGCAGCGUCCGUGGACGCGCACGACGAACCCUGCUGGUCCACCGACCCCUCCGACGACGACGAUGACGACACCGAACACGCGCCGGCGGUGGGAUGCGCGCUGGUGGCGCUGUCGGACUACACGGCGGUGGGCGCGAGCGAGGUGUCGCUGCGCGAGGGGCAGCACGCCGACCUGCUGAAGGUGGGCUGCGCCGGCUGGUGGUACGUGCGGCUUGCGGGUGGUCAAGGGGAAGGAUGGGCACCGGCGGCUUAUUUGGACCAACGCAAAACUUCUCGGUCGUCGAGUCGAUCGCACGACCGACUGCACGACCACUGAACGCGACAUCCUUGCGACUUGUGACUUCUACAUGCACAACACUCGAUAUGGUACUUAUGGUAUAGGUACGUCACGAAAGUUGAAUCUGCAUGGGCGCUAUAAAUGUUAGGAGAACCAUUCGCUGAUAUUGUACUUAAUAUUUGCAUAGUUACCAAAUUACCAAAAAUCCCACUGAGCAAUUUUACCCUCUUCAAGUCAAAAAACACUGUGUUCACGGUUUAAUAACUUAUACCUAUAGGUACGCAAAUCACAACGUCCUCUUGCUCACUUGGAAAUUGAGUUUUUAGUUAGUUUAUUAAUGCAAUUGAUGCAUGAACGUCGUAAAAAAUUACCUCUCGUGACCUUGAACGUGAACUAAAUCAAAUCACAGGAAGGAUAUAUUCAGCUUCCCUAUCCUUUAGAGUUUAGACCUUUAGAUUCGUAUAGCCUGCAUUUUUAGCCGUGAAUGGAGCUUGAAUAAGUAAUACCUAUAUUAUUAUUCGUGCUUAAAGUGGCAGUUGCCAUUAGAUUCGUUUUCGGUCACCAGCAGACCUUUCAACUUUCAUGACAAUGUACGUUCUCGUUUACUAGUGUUCGGACUAUUGUAUAAAAUUGACAAAUUGGCACAGGUAAGCUCUGAUACCUACAUAAAAAUCGAGUGGACUAUUAUAACAGCUAAAUUACUGCUUUCAAUGGAUGUGUUUAGAAAAGUAAUAAUGCUUAGGACUGUUGGCGUUUGGAAAUUAUGUAGAAAAUUCGAGAGUAAAGUUUUAAAAGUCGAUGUUUUAUCGUGACCUAGUUGGAUUGCAUUUAGGAUUUUAAGAUUGUGGGUUGUAAAAUUGUGGAUUUUGUUUUUAUAAAUUGUUAUGUGAAUAUUAUUUUAUUCGCGAUAUGUAAUUUGGCGUUUUUAAAUGGUGCUAUGUUGCCCUGAUCACAAUUUGUAAAGUUUUAUUUUUAACAGAUUCCACCAAAAUUUUGCCAAUGCGAAUUAUGGUUAUUCUGGUCAUUUAUAAGUUAGUUUACGUUGCAAGUGUUUCCUACCUAAGAUUAUACCCGGGUGUUGGUGCUAAAAGAUCUUAUAUGCUCACAUUCCUUUAACUACAGACACGAGAGCAUAUUUUAUUCGUCAAGAAAACAAGUUUAUUCAAGAAACAUAUUUCAUGCUUAUUAAAUAAAAUGCCUGACAUCUACUAGUGAGUUUCACUAUUGGCAAACCAUAAUACCGAGUCUCUGUCGAGAGGUAAGACGACAGGACAUUGGCGUAACUAUACCAUGAAGCCCACAGUACCUACUAUCUGAGACCCAUGGCGAAUUCAAAGGAUAUUGGUUACUUUUUUUUAAUAUCACAUUGCUUCUGUGAGCUUAGGUUCGUAGCAUUUUGCCAGCCAUAUCAUAUGGCACCACUGCGAUAGGAGGUGGUUGGCAGGCGUGCGUAUUGCCACCCUCUUCCUCUCGCUUCCCUCUGACGUCAAACUUCACACCUCUGUAUCACGCGGUAGCAGACAUAUGUGAUAUGUGAUUUGCCUAUAGUGAAACUCAAAGUUUUCUUUGGGAUUCCGGUUUCAGCUUUUUGGCAUUUCAUGGGAUUCCCCGCCAUAUAUCGACCGAUGAAAAUAUCCUUUGGUGUUUAUACCACUUAAUAAGAACAUGCUGAUAUUUCCUGGGUAGGAAACAGUGUUCAUGAGUUGUGACUAUCAAAAUCAAUAUAAAAAAAAUUUAAUUGUUUUCUUUCUGGGUGUUUAAUGUGGAUUUGCUGUGCAUAAGUCUAGUAGAAGUAACGUAGCGUCCCUCUCAUCACAUUCGUUACUGUUAAUGUAAAAAAAAAAUUACGUAAUUACAGGUGUAUACGAAACUUUUAAUUAAAUUGAAAAGGAUUAUUUUAAAUGAAAAAAAUAUUACCUUAAAGCUAUUUAACUCUUAAGUCUCCUGCUGCUUUGGGUCACGGGGACCUAAGUAUGUAUUCUGUCCCUUAGGUUCGAGUCCAGUACCGCUUAUAUACGAUGUUUUUGUGACUCGACAACAUGUGUUUCAAAUUUGUCUCUAUCUGUAGUAUCUUGAUAGAAAGAGAGAGGGAAAGGCGAAUUCAAGACUCACACUAGCUAUUCUUAAAAGAUAUUCUCUAUAAAAUUCUAAAGAAGAUGUGAAGUUGGGAGGAUCGUUGGAUGACGAUUGUACAUAGGUAUCUAAGUAUUGUAACUGUUGAGGGUGUUGAGCAACCCUCGGGGGUUGAGGAUUGAAGCUAUAGUCUAGCAAGUUCGUUGAUGACACUCCCAUGAUAUGCGGGCGACGGGGGGAAAGACUGGGCGGGUGUGACAUCGUCCGUGCGGGGAAGUGAGGUGUAUCAGUCGUGGGUUUUUCAUUCAUCGCAACACGCCACCCGACCCGCGCGGACCGUCGGGAGUGUUACGAACGAAGUUGCCAAGCUAUAUAAUCCUUUCCAUUAAAUUCAAAGUUUCAUUUACAUCAGAAAAUACGUCAAAAUAACAUUGUUAAAAUGUAUGUAAAUGUUGUUCUAAAAAGCUUUAUUGUAAAUUAGUGUUAGAUAUAGAUCGUUAUUGUUACGAUUCGGAUUAUCCAAAGCUAUUGUAUAGUGGAGUAGGGCGUUGUAGCCUGGGAGCUGGCGGACGAUUUUGAGGAGGCAGUUAUACGAGACAUCGGAGGCAGUGACAUGGUCGUAAAAUAUAAUUUGUAUGGUUUUAAAUAAUAUAAUAUAAACACCGAGACCACAUAUAUACCAUAUUAGAAAAUUACAUGCGAUUCAAAAAACUUUGAUUGCGAUUUUGUUAAUUAUUUUUGUUUUUUAACUCAACACGCGAUAAACUGAAAAGUGACUGAAAAUGUCAUACUAUUGCAUUCACAAAUUCCCAAAACAAAUAUGAUUUGAUUGUCGUUCAAUCAUAAUUCUUUGAGAAGGGUAAGAUUUUAAGUAGGUACCUAUAUUUCGAAUUUUAACGUUUAUUAAAUGUGUCAGCAAAAUUUCCCGCCAGCUCCUGAACCAUUGUUGAAGCAGUGACUGUAAUAUUUUCUCCUGUAAAUAUCAUUUUUAUGUUUAAUUUUAGUUAUUUAUUUUGACCCCAGCGUGCUUUCGAUGGUGUUGAUUAGGUGCAUCUCAAUUCUCCAUGACAUUUGUUUGUGUUCGUUUUCCAUCGUAACUAUUAAAAUACCUACCAUACAGUUGUUAACUUUUUCAUGUGAACUAUCAAAUUAUUCAUAUCCUUCCUUUAUGAUUAUUAUUUUUUAAAUGUGUUUUUUUUUAAAUAUGUUUUAAAGAUUCACCGAAAUUGACGCAAUAUUUUAAUUGGAAUAGAAUCUGGGUACUUUGGCAGUUCUCAUUUACGUUCUCGUAACUUACUGAUGCCAACGCUCCUGGCACUCUGAACGUAUUAUACAACCACACACUAUAAGAUAUAAAUUGAGAAAUUGCAAAUGAGUUGUCCACAAAUAUCAAGAUAUUAAAUAAGACAGUCAAGUGCCAGGACUGUUGUCGCAAUGUAUAGUACUUACCUUCAUCGUGUUGCUGUGGAAAACCGUUAUAAAUAACAUCAUAAGCAUUCAUUUAAUCACUUUAUUUUUAAUUAAAUAUGAUUAAUCAUAUCUCGGUGCCUACAUGUGUAACUGAUAAACAAUGCGUGCUAGCGUAAUCUUAAAAAAACAAAUUAUGUAAUGAAAAAUGCUGGUGCCUAUCAUAGAGCCACGGCGUUAUAACAUAGGUAGAUGCAACCCAAAGAUUUUAUACUAUUAGAUAUGUCACUAGAGCGUCGUAACUGAGGCAAACAAAUGUUGCUAACAGCCAGUUUCUUCAUGUAAAGCUAAAGUAACAGUAAAAGUAGUAAGUAGUAAAGAAAACUUUAUUUUUCAGUGAAUAAGACCGUCACUUUUGAUUUAUGACGUUACUUUGACUGUUACUUGCGAUGAAGAAACUGGCCGUACGUACAUGUCUUAAUUUAAUUUAAGCGCAUAGUAAACAACGGAAGCUAUUUUAAACAAAUUAAAUUUUGUCUAAAAUGUCCAGUUAUGUGUACAGGAAGUGUAAAAACUAUAUAUACAAAUACUAAAAUACAUAUAAUAUAAAUAAACACACAGUUGUGCUUGUUAGCUCUGUAUGGAAUAGCAAAAUUCAUCAUGGUAACAUAUCUAAUAGUAUAAAAUCGUUGGAUGUUAAACAAUAGCGCCCAAAUCAACGAUAGUAUAUUGUCGACCAAUAGCGCCCAAGUCAAUAAUAGUGUAUUGUCGACCAAUAGCGCCCAAGUCAACAAUAGUGUAUUGUCGACCAAUAGCGCCCAAGUCAAUAAUAGUGUAUUGUCGACCAAUAGCGCCCAAGUCAACAAUAGUGUAUUGUCGACCAAUAGCGCCCAAAUCAACGAUAGUAUAUUGUCGACCAAUAGCGCCCAAAUCAACGUUAUUAUAUUGUCGACCAAUAGCGCCCAAAUCGAAAAUAGUGAUAGCUAUAUUUUCGAUCCGCUGCUAAUGGUCGACUAUCUCUUGUCAUCAAGAGAUAUCCAUAUCAUAGCUUGUGAUGAAUAAUGCAAAGGCUUGGUUGAACCCGUGGCUAUGAGAUUACGCGUGCUUUGUUGCCUAUCCUAAGUAUAAAAAAAUACUAGUCGCGAUUUUUGUAUAUCCUCGUAUAUGAUACAUAUAUCACUGUCAUAAAAUGUCAUUGUAAUAAAUAUUCAGAAAAUAUCAUCAUCUCAUUGCAUAUCAUCUCAAAAAUUAAUGUAAUUAAUUAAUGUUAUCAUGUGUUAUUUUGGAAAUAAAUUCCAUUAAAUUUUGAAAAAGUUAUUUAUAUAUUUGAUCGCUCUCACAGUUACAACUCUGUAUUUAUAAUCAUCUGCCUCGCCACGCGAUGUUGGUAUUAUCAAAAAUAUUAGGCGACUAAAUAGUAUUUCUAACCGACUUCAAAUAGGAGGUUUUUAAGUUGAUCAGUAUGUUUUUUAUGUAUGUUCCAUAACUAAAAACAUACCUACCUACUACUAACUUCCUAUUUACGAUUUCAGUUUAAUCACUUUUUCAGUUACAUAUUUAAUUGCCAAUAUUUGUUUUAUUUUACAAAAGAAUUUUAUUAUAUUGUCAACUCAAGUGGCGACAGGCGGUAUGUUUUUUCAUCACAUGUAAAUUCGUCUUGUGAACCUUUAAACGUGUGAUAACCACAACUGAGGUCACGAAUUAUACACAUUUGUCCAUUUCA
Molecule: messenger RNA, 8549 nt
Organism: Bicyclus anynana (squinting bush brown)
Lineage: Eukaryota; Metazoa; Arthropoda; Insecta; Lepidoptera; Nymphalidae
Product: guanine nucleotide exchange factor DBS
Exons: 20
Coding region: 251-3385 (1044 amino acids)
Biological process (GO): intracellular signal transduction
Cellular component (GO): cytoplasm
Molecular function (GO): guanyl-nucleotide exchange factor activity; protein binding
Source: RefSeq, a predicted model, not a curated record